This is a messenger RNA of Chinchilla lanigera (long-tailed chinchilla), 1258 nucleotides long. RefSeq names its product leucine rich repeat containing 25 (gene Lrrc25). The coding region runs from base 118 to 1023 and encodes 301 amino acids. NCBI's taxonomy places the organism in Eukaryota, Metazoa, Chordata, Mammalia, Rodentia, Chinchillidae. The record is from RefSeq and is a predicted model, not a curated record. The transcript is spliced from 3 exons.
UUUCUUCCCCUCUGCCGUCACCAGUUCCUCUUCCCCAGGGCCCAGCGAGUGAGCACAGAGCCUCGGGGCCUUGAAGCCGCUGCCUGCCGUCUCUGGCCGGACGUCCAGGCCGCCCGCAUGGGGACCGAGCUGGCCUGGGCUCUGCUCCUGCUGCUGCGGACGCUUCGCGGCCAGGAGCCGUCCUGCGCCGUCUUCCCCGGAGACGUGGACUGGAGCCGCGAGUUCAACGCCAGCUGCCUGAACUUCAGCGGCCGCGCGCUGCGCCUGCCCCCGGACCAGCCGCUGCGGGCCAGGCGCCUGCGGCUCCUCGACCUGUCGGGCACCGGCCUGAGGGAGCUGCCGCCGCCCUUCCUGGCGUCCCUGCCGCAGCUGCGGGUCCUCAGCGUGCUGGACAAUCCGCUGGACAGCGUGGACGCGGCGCUGGCCACACGCUGCGACCUGGACCUCAGGGCCGACUGUACCUGUGCACUGGGUCCCUGGCACCAGGCCUGGCACGAGAACUGCUCCGGCCAGGAGCCCCUGCGCUGCCUGCACCGGGCCGCGGGCGCCUGGCGGAACCUCUCCGACUUCCUGGCGGUCAGCUGCGCCCCCGGCCUGGCCCCGGCCGCUGUUGGAGGAGGGGCGGCCGGCGGCGUCCUCCUCCUCGCGCUCGCCGUGGCAGGUGCUGUGCUCGCCUGGAGACGCUGUGGGCACCGGGCAGCCGGCACCCAGGGCCCAGGGAAGGCCUGGGAACCUCAGGGUGGGGCCAGGCCUGCCUCGGGCACCCAGCCGCGGUAUAGCAGCCGCAGCUCGGGCCUCAAAGCCCCCGCGGCCGGGCCGCCCCGCGCCGCUGCGCCCGACUACGAGAAUGUGUUCGUGGGACAGCCGCAGGAUGGGCACGAAUGGCCGGGUCAUGGGGCUCACCCUUCUGAGGACGGCGACUUCUAUAUGAACUACAGGGGCCCCAGCCUGGAUGCACAGCCCGUUUACGGCAACCUGCAGGCCCCCGCACAGGAAGAUGAGUAUGAACUCUCCCAGCACUGAGCCCGCCAGGCCCUGCUGGGUGACUCGGGCCCUUCUGCCUCCUUUGCUUCAGUUUCUCCAUCUGAGCGCAAGACAGAGCCACGGGGAUGCGGCACAAGGCCCGGCAGGGCCGCACGCGCCCCCGCAUCCCCUCCCCUGGCAUCAAGUGGCGCUCAAUAAAUGCUCGGGAUGGACGAGGCUGGGGCAGACUGCGCGUCCCAGCCCUGUGCCGCAGGCCUCCCGCCUUUGCCGGGUG